AUUAUUAUUUGAUGGAGAUAUUAUUGGCAAUGUAUCAAGGACAUUCUAAUAUAACGAUAUGAAUAUUUUUAAUUGGCUUAAAAGAGAGGAAACUGCUCGAAAACAUUCAGCAGAUGUCGUAAAAUUCCGGAAGUAGAUCUGGCGUCAUUCUCCCAGCAACAAGAAGAGGAUCAGCAGGCACGAGAAGUGCCUCAUUCAAACAAGGAUUAACGCUUAAUAAUCGAUAAAAUGGCAGCUGGUGAUGGAAGGAUAACCAAACAGAUGUUAAAAUGCAGAACAGGAGAGUUUGAUUUAGAAAGUAUACAUACUUUGGAUCUCAAAGAAAUGGACAUAGGUGAUCUAGGGUGUCUCGGAGAAUGUACAGGCCUUGAACGUCUUGAUCUGUCACGGAAUGAUGUCACACGCUUGUAUGCACUUGCGAGUCUCACAAAUCUUAUUACUCUCAAUCUGUCAGCCAAUAGGAUAUGUUCACUUGAAGGCCUCCAGGCUUUAGAUAAUCUAGAAUCUCUGAACUUGGCUGGAAACCUCCUUGGAAGCGUUGGUGACCUAAGGUGCUUGUCUUCAUUAGAGAAGUUAACAGAUCUUAGACUCAGAGACACCAUACAUGAUAUAGCAAACCCCAUGUGUAUGAGUCUUACAUAUAAAAAAGAUGUCCCUACAAUCCUGCCUACCUUGCAAGUUUUAGACGGGGAAAGACUGUCUGGGAAGGGAAGUGAAUUAUUCAAACUCUGCAAUGAGAUAGACCAGACUUUGGAAGAUGGAAAACCAAGAGAUGGUCCUGUUAAGGAAUACCCAAAAGCACAACCAUGGGUACCCAAGGACUACUGGACCAAGAAAUCUAAGAAAAUGGAUGGUUUUGAAAACUCAAGUAUUCAUGAUGCUGAGGAACAAUUGAAAGAGUUAUUAGGCAGUUGUAGAGUGCUCAGUGAACAAGCGGAGGAAUCUGUGUAUUCAUCCCUUAUGAGGAACACAACAAGUUUGGAAAAUACCUGAAACAAAUGGAAAACUUUGGAAAUAAUCAGUUACAGUGACCUGGAAGAAUGGUCAGGUCUCAUAGUAUUGGAGC
Molecule: messenger RNA, 1066 nt
Organism: Owenia fusiformis
Lineage: Eukaryota; Metazoa; Annelida; Polychaeta; Sabellida; Oweniidae
Source: the annotation of a GenBank genome assembly